Molecule: messenger RNA, 1194 nt
Organism: Corylus avellana
Lineage: Eukaryota; Viridiplantae; Streptophyta; Magnoliopsida; Fagales; Betulaceae
Source: RefSeq, a predicted model, not a curated record
AUGGUCAAAAGAAUUCUUCAAAAAAUUGAAGGUAUAAGUAGAGAAGUGGACAAUGACGGUUGGACUCCGCUUCACUUGGCUGCAUACUUCAACUAUGUAGGCUUUAUAGUAGAGCAGUUGUUGGAUAAAGAUAGAGAAGUAGCGUACAUGAAAGACACAAAAGGUAGGACACCUCUUCAUAUUGCAGCUCAACGUGGUAAUUAUUGGGCAAUGAAGGAGAUUGUAGAAAGGUGUCCAGAUUGUUGCGAACUAGUUGAUAACAGAGGUUGGAAUGUACUCCAUUUUCUUAUCAAAAGAGGGAAUUAUUAUAUGUUAGAUAUUAUCAUGGAUAUUAUAAUAGAAAAUUGGUCUUUCAGCAACCUUUUGAAUGAGAAGAAUGCUGAUGGGGAUACACCUCUUCAUUUCUAUGCCACUACUUCUUCGGAAUCAUUAUUAGCGUUAAAGAAGUUCGUUAGUCACCCUCGACUCGACGAGAUGGCCUUCAACAAACAACACCUCAACACGUGGGUUAUCUCUGCAACCGAAAAACGUUCAUUGAAAGAGCUGUGGAAUUUUGAGGAAGCACUUGGAUAUUCCUUUCUACCUCGACGAGUGAUAACUGAUGAAGAUAAUAAUACCACAAAACUAGAGGACAAGAACAUGGAGAAGGAGAAGAAGAAGAAGAAGAAGGAAAAGAGAAGAUCAAUGUUGCAGAAAACAACCGAAGUUCAUUUAGUAGUGGCUGCACUCAUUGCAACAGUGACAUUUGCAGCAUGUAUUACCAUGCCUGGGGGAUUCGUUGGUGGUGGAGAAGGAGAAGGUUCACACCCAGGCUCUGUACUUCUAAGAAGAAAAGCUGCUUUCAAAGCAUUUGUUAUUACUGAUACCAUAUCCAUGGUGUUAUCGAGUUCGGCUGUCUUCAUUCACCUAUUGAUGCCAUUACUUUUUAACAAAGAUAUUGAUGAUGAUAAAGGCGAUCCCAUGAGACUUGCCUUUCUGGCCUUCAAGUUCAUUUUGUGGGCCAUGAUAGCAAUGGGGCUAGCAUUUGUCACGGGCACAUAUGCUGUGUUAAUGCCUUCCUUGGAUAUUGCCAUUGCCAACUGUAUCAUUGGCUUAACCUUCUUCGCUAUCCUCCUCGGUGUGAUUGAAAAAUUUAAUGACUUAAGCUACUCUGAUUUUUUCGAGACUCUUUGUCCUUCUAAACUUGAUAUUUAA